This is a messenger RNA of Acaulospora colombiana, 233 nucleotides long. NCBI's taxonomy places the organism in Eukaryota, Fungi, Glomeromycota, Glomeromycetes, Diversisporales, Acaulosporaceae. The record is from the annotation of a GenBank genome assembly.
ACCUUCGAGAUGCUGUGGGACAAAGUAGCAACGAGGAGGAGACGACUUUUCCUUGUCGAGUAAAGAUUAGCACCGAAAGUUUGACACCGCCGACAAACCCCUUGUUUCUCUGCCUCACUGCUGAUGAGAGCAAGCUUGUCGUCGCUUCGAGAUCCGUAGUAACGACGUGGGACGUGGAAAGGCGACGCGGUAUAAGUUCUCGUCUACAACCACCGUUCAGGCUUUAUAAACAA